AUGGGCCGUGGUUUCUCCAUAUUCAAGCGCCGUGGGCAUCAAUCUACCGAGAGGUCUAUCCCCAACAUGUCCAGUCAACCCAACCACACCUUCAACUUCAACCCCGAACCCAGCAUCUACCCGGACAGCUCCAACAAAUCAGCAUCCUGGGACCCCCCAGCCUACCAAGAGCAUCAAUCCGCAAGCACUCAAGCAGGUCAGUCCCAGAUUUCAGCCGGAGACUCGGACUUCGACUUCCUCAAAGACUUCGAUACAAUCUUCCUCGUCGAUGACAGCUCUAGCAUGUGCGGACCCCGCUGGCGCGAAGCCGAAGCCGCAAUCGCCGCCAUCGCACCAAUCUGCACCCAACACGACAGCGACGGAAUAGACGUCUACUUCCUCAACCACCGAAAUACCCGUUUCACCCACGCCAACCGCAGCAGCACCAGCGGUGCCUACGAGAACGUCACCAGUGCGCAGGAGGUACGUGAGAUCUUCAGCAGUGUCACUCCGCGCGGAGCCACCGCAGUUGGGGGACGGCUCCGCGACAUUCUGAAGCCGUACAUGCAGCGUGUGGAGCGAAUGCAGGCAUCGCAGAACCAAUAUGGGGAUUUAUCUGAUCCGUCGCUGUUUGUGAAGCCUGUUAACAUCAUUACAAUCACGGAUGGGGCAUUUACGGAUGAUACGGAGAGUGUUCUUGUGCAGGUGGCACGGAUGUUGGAUACUAGUAGUCCUCAGUGCCCGCCCGCCUUGCCGUGGCAGGUUGGGAUUCAAUUUUUCCAGAUUGGGGACGAUAAAGAUGCGAGUAAAUAUUUGCAGGAGUUGGACGAUGAGUUGGGCAGGUAUUGCCAAGAUGGGAAAUUGAGGGAUAUUGUGGAUACGGUGCCUUGGAGAGGUUCUACGGGGUCAACAUUGGAUGCGAAGGGAAUCUUGAAGUGUGUUUUGGGGUCAGUGAAUAAGAAGUUGGAUCGGCAACGAGUUUAG
Penicillium verhagenii is the source of this 963-nucleotide messenger RNA. RefSeq lists its product as uncharacterized. The record is from RefSeq and is a predicted model, not a curated record. The coding region runs from base 1 to 963 and encodes 320 amino acids. NCBI's taxonomy places the organism in Eukaryota, Fungi, Ascomycota, Eurotiomycetes, Eurotiales, Aspergillaceae. The transcript has a single exon.